AUGAAGCCCUUUACUCUUGCCACAGUGGCCACGGCCCUGCUUUCCAACCAGGCUGCUGCGCUACCUACUCUUGACCCCGACACUCCCAUUCCUCUGAACGCCUUCAAGUUCAACCCUCGCGAUGGACAGGACCCUCAUCUUGGCAUCGACCCUGAGCUCAUUCGCAAGUUUGCUUCUCAGGCUCCUCCCAACCUUGGAAAGCGAGUCAUCGACUUCGACCCCAAGAAGCAACUUGUUGAUGUCCAUGGCGACCAUGAGUUCAAGGCUCCUGACUGGGACGCUGGUGAGGUUAGAGGACUUUGCCCUGGCUUGAACACUCUCGCCAACCACAACUACCUUCCCCGUAACGGUGUUGCCACUUUCACCCAAUAUGUCACUGCAGUUGGCCGGGUUUGGGGUAUGGCUCCUGACAUGUCUGCCCUCCUGACCACUCUUGGUGUUGUUCUCGGUGGCAACCUGUUCGCUGUCUCCCAGGGCGGUUGGUCCAAGCACAUGAACAACAACCUGCUUGGCCUCCUUGGUACUCCCCGUGGUCUCAGCGGCUCUCACCCUUUCUUCGAGGUUGAUGGCAGCCCUACCCGAGGUGACCUUUACGACCCCAUUGGCGACAACAACAACAUGAACAUGUCGUACUUCAUGGACCUCUACAACCUCCAGAAGGAUGCCGAGGACCCCAACUACAGCAUCGAAGUUCUGUAUGAGCACAACAAGAACCGCUGGCACCAGACCAUUGCCACCAACCCCUUCGCCUGGUUUGGUCCUGCCAGUGGCUGGCUCGUUCGUGCUAGCCCUUACUCCUUCACUGCUCGUCUCGCUGCCAACCGUUCCGCUGAGCACCCUGAUGAGGGUCGUCUCGACAAGGAAACCCUCAAGGCCUUCUUCUCUGUUUACGGACCCGAGGACAACAUGACCUACGUCGUUGGCCAUGAGCGCAUUCCCGAGAACUUCUAUCGUCGCCGCUACACUGACUAUGGUAUCGCCGCCAACGCUCUCGACAUUGUUACCCACAGCCACCCCGAGGUGCUCAGUAUCGGUGGCAACACCAACGGUGUCAACACCUUCGUCGGUAUCAACAUUGAUGACCUUGCUGGUGGUAUCCUCAACGGCAAGAACCUCCUCCAAGGCAACAACCUGGUCUGCUUCGCUCUUAACGCCAUCAAGACUGUCACCCCCAACGCUGCCUCUUCUCUCUUCGCCACCCUGACUUCCGUUACUGAUGUCGUCUUCGCUGCUCUCGAGCCUAUCAUGGGUGCUAUGGACUGUGCUGUCUACGACGACCUCAGUGUCAACGGUACUAACUGGUUCGACUUCAACAAAGAGACAUACCCUGGCUUCAAGAAGGCUGGAGGCGGUUGGUAA
Messenger RNA from Fusarium coffeatum, 1359 nucleotides. RefSeq lists its product as uncharacterized. Bases 1 to 1359 code for a protein of 452 amino acids. Gene Ontology annotation, molecular function: peroxidase activity. The transcript is spliced from 2 exons. The record is from RefSeq and is a predicted model, not a curated record. NCBI's taxonomy places the organism in Eukaryota, Fungi, Ascomycota, Sordariomycetes, Hypocreales, Nectriaceae.